AUGCAGCUUUCGUUGAUCGCCACUCUCCUCGGCUCGGUUGCUGUUCAGUCAGCGCUCGGUGCGCCUGCUAUUACCGAGCGGGCUCAGCUCAAGGUUCUUGUUGGUAACGAUGAUGGCUGGGCUGAGGCCAAUGUCCGUGCAUUCUACCAGACUCUUGCUGCAGCUGGAUAUAAUACUGUGGUCUCCGCCCCGGUCGAGAACCAAUCCGGCACAGGUUCGUCGGACUCAGCCGCGAAGGUUCUCACGAAAGCUGGACAGUACAACUCUGUGCCUGUUGGCGCCCCAGCACAAGGUUUCAACUCUACUGAUCCCCGACUGAACUACGUGAACAGCUACCCCGUCACUGCGAUCAAGUACGGAAUUGCGACUCUUUCUCCUAAGUUCUUCGGAGGUUCUCCAGACAUCGUAGUCACUGGCCCCAACGUUGGAAACAAUCUUGGAAUUGCGACUUUCUUCUCUGGAACUGUCGGUGCAGCAUGUGAGGCAUCCAAGCAAGGUUUUCCGGCUAUCGCCUUUAGCGGAGACAAUAGCCCGGCAAGAUCUUACACUACCCUGGUGCCAGGUGAUUCUUCGUUCCUGUAUGGGCAGAUUGCGCAGAAACUCGUAGCAACCUUGACCGCCACAUCCAAGCCAUGGUUACCCUCCGGAGUCGGACUUAACGUCAAUUUCCCUGCCGUUUCUUCAACCUGCUCCAAGGUCAGUGACUUCCAAUUCGUCCUGACCCGUCUCUACUGGAACCCUCUCCGCACGGAUGUUGUGACAUGCAACAACGGAGGUCACCUCCCCGAUGAGACUCCCACCAAGAACACAAGUGGUAAAUGCUAUGUUACGAUUUCGGCUUUUGAUGCCCAAAACAAGCGGGAUGCGAGCGUCGAGGAGCAGGCCGCGUUUUGGCUAAGCUCUCUUCGAUCUUGGUCUGCAAGGCAUAAAAAGCCUGCGCAACCGGCAGACGCUGAUAAGAGACAUAGUUACCGAAAAAAACUAUUGCUUCGAUUCCGAGCCAGAAUCCACUGA
Messenger RNA from Rhizoctonia solani, 1014 nucleotides. RefSeq lists its product as uncharacterized. Gene Ontology annotation, molecular function: nucleotidase activity. The record is from RefSeq and is a predicted model, not a curated record. Bases 1 to 1014 code for a protein of 337 amino acids. The transcript has 12 exons. Lineage: Eukaryota; Fungi; Basidiomycota; Agaricomycetes; Cantharellales; Ceratobasidiaceae.